AUGGCUGUUUCUGCUUCAAAAGCUAAAAGAGAUGCUAAAAAAGCCGCUCAAGGUAAAAAGACAAAGAAAACUGUCGAUGCUGGUGAAGCUGCUGCUGCUGAAAUCCAAAACUUAAAAUUACAACAAGAUAAAGAUGGUAUUUCUGACCGUGUUACCACCGGUGUUUUAGAUUCUUUAGAAACUUCAAGAGAUAUUAAAUUUUCUUCAGUUUCAUUAUUAUUCCAUGGUAAAGUUUUAAUUCAAGAUUCUGAAUUAGAAUUAAAUUAUGGUCGUCGUUAUGGUUUAUUAGGUGAAAAUGGUUGUGGUAAAUCUACUUUGUUAAAUGCUUUAGCUGCUAGAGAAUACCCAAUUCCAGAAGCUAUUGAUGUCUAUUUAUUAAAUGAACCAGCUGAACCAUCUGAAUUCUCAGCUUUAGAAUAUGUUGUUCGUGAAGCUGAACAUGAAUUAAAAAGAUUAGAAGAUAUGGUUGAAGAAAUCAUUGUUAAAGAUGGUCCAGAAUCCCCAGUUUUGGAAGGUAUUUAUGAAAGAAUUGAUUCUAUGGAUCCUUCAACUUUUGAAUCAAGAGCUGCUGUUAUCUUGAUUGGUUUAGGUUUCAACUCUAAAACUAUUUUGAAAAAAACUAAAGAUAUGUCUGGUGGUUGGAAAAUGCGUGUUGCUUUAGCUAAAGCUUUGUUCGUUAAACCAACUUUAUUAUUAUUAGAUGAUCCAACCGCGCAUUUAGAUUUAGAAGCUUGUGUUUGGUUAGAAGAAUAUUUAAAACGUUUUGAUCGUACCUUAGUUUUAGUUUCUCAUUCUGAAGAUUUCUUAAACGGUGUUUGUACAAACAUGAUUGAUAUGAGAUUACAAAAAUUAACCGCUUAUGGUGGUAACUAUGAUUCUUAUCAUAAAACUAGAUCUGAACAAGAAACCAAUCAAAUGAAGAGUUAUCAUAAACAACAAGAAGAAAUUGUUCAUAUUAAAAAAUUCAUUGCUUCUGCUGGUACUUAUGCUAAUUUAGUUCGUCAAGCUAAAUCUAGACAAAAAAUCUUGGAUAAGAUGGAAGCUGAUGGUUUAAUUGAAAAAGUUGUUCCAGAUAGAGUUUUCGAAUUUAGAUUUCCAAAUGUUGAUAAAUUACCACCUCCAGUUUUAUCAUUCGAUGACAUCUCAUUCGCUUAUGAUGGUAAUCCAGAAAACAAUUUAUAUGAACAUUUAAGUUUUGGUGUUGAUAUGGAUUCAAGAAUUGCCCUUGUUGGACCAAACGGUGUUGGUAAAUCUACUUUAUUAAAAAUUAUGACUGGUGAAUUACAAGCUCAAGCUGGUCGUGUUUCAAGACAUACACAUAUUAAAGUUGGUGUUUACUCCCAACAUUCAGCUGAUCAAUUAGAUUUAACUAAAACCGCUUUAGAAUUCGUUCGUGAUAAAUUCUCUCAUAUUUCCCAAGAUUAUCAAUACUGGAGAGGUCAAUUAGGUCGUUACGGUUUAAGUGGUGAAGCUCAAACCGCUCAAAUGGCCACUUUAUCAGAAGGUCAACGUUCAAGAGUUGUUUUCUCAUUAUUAGCUUUAGAAUCACCAAACAUUUUAUUAUUGGAUGAACCUACUAAUGGUUUAGAUAUUCCAACAAUUGAUUCCUUAGCUGACGCUAUCAAUGAAUUCAGUGGUGGUGUUUGUGUUGUUAGUCAUGAUUUCCGUCUAUUGGAUAAAAUUGCUAAAGAUAUUUUCGUUGUUGAAGGUAAAACAGCAACAAGAUGGGAUGGUUCAAUUGGUGACUAUAAGAAAAAACUUGCCAAAAACGUUGUCUUAUAA
Hansenula ciferrii is the source of this 1782-nucleotide messenger RNA. RefSeq names its product ATP-binding cassette family ATPase ARB1 (gene ARB1). Gene Ontology annotation, molecular function: ATP binding; ATP hydrolysis activity. The transcript has a single exon. Bases 1 to 1782 code for a protein of 593 amino acids. The record is from RefSeq and is a predicted model, not a curated record. NCBI's taxonomy places the organism in Eukaryota, Fungi, Ascomycota, Saccharomycetes, Phaffomycetales, Wickerhamomycetaceae.